Humulus lupulus (European hop) is the source of this 1987-nucleotide messenger RNA. RefSeq names its product squalene monooxygenase SE1-like. Gene Ontology annotation, molecular function: flavin adenine dinucleotide binding; squalene monooxygenase activity. The record is from RefSeq and is a predicted model, not a curated record. Lineage: Eukaryota; Viridiplantae; Streptophyta; Magnoliopsida; Rosales; Cannabaceae. The transcript is spliced from 8 exons. Gene Ontology annotation, cellular component: endoplasmic reticulum; membrane. The coding region runs from base 125 to 1705 and encodes 526 amino acids. Gene Ontology annotation, biological process: sterol biosynthetic process.
UGCACGUAAAAACAGGAGUAGAUAGAUAGAGAGAAGUAAAAGCAAGAAAAUAUAGGUCGAGAUUUGUAAAAGGGAUAAAGAGAAAGAGAAAACUAGGGAUCCAAAUCCAAAUCCAAAUCCAAAGAUGGUUUAUGAUCAGUAUUGGCUUGAUGGAGUCAUAGCUUUAUUGCUGGGGUUUGUGUUCUUGUAUGUUUACAGAGGAAAGAAGAUGAGUAACAAAGCUAAAUCAAUGGAGUUAAACAGAAAUGGGUUUGUAAAGACAUCAUCAAACGGCACCGUUUCUCAUUCUGAUAUGGCAAACGAAGGUACAGAUGUCAUCAUCGUUGGAGCUGGAGUUGCCGGUGCAGCUCUUGCUUACACCCUUGCCAAGGAUGGAAGAAGAGUUCAUGUGAUUGAAAGGGACUUGAAUGAGCCAGAUAGAAUUGUUGGUGAGCUACUUCAACCAGGAGGGUAUCUAAAAUUGAUAGAGUUGGGUCUUGAAGAUUGUGUGAAAGAGAUCGACGCUCAAAGAGUUUUUGGCUAUGCUCUUUACAAAGAUGGGAAAAGCACGAAACUUUCUUAUCCUUUAGAAAAAUUCCAUUCUGAUGUGGCUGGCAGAAGCUUUCACAAUGGAAGAUUCAUACAAAGAAUGCGUGAAAAGGCUUCAUCUCUUUCCAAUGUGAGAUUAGAACAAGGAUCAGUAACUUCUCUACUUGAAGAAAAGGGAACAAUCAAAGGUGUUCAAUACAAAAACAAGGCUGGUCAAGAGCUGACUUCUCAUGCUCCUCUGACUAUAGUAUGUGAUGGUUGUUUCUCAAAUCUAAGACGCUCUCUUUGCAAGCCACAGGUUGAGAUUCCCUCCUCUUUUGUUGGUUUGGUAUUAGAAAACUGUGAUCUUCCAUUUGCCAAUCAUGGCCAUGUGAUCUUGGCAGACCCUUCUCCAAUCCUGUUUUACCCUAUCAGCAGCACCGAAAUUCGGUGUCUAGUUGAUGUGCCUGGCCAAAAAGUUCCUUCUGUGGCCAAUGGUGAAAUGGCUACUUAUUUGAAAAGUGUAGUGGCUCCUCAGAUUCCCCCAGAGUUGAAUGCUUCUUUCAUAGCUGCAAUUGACAAAGGAAACAUCAGAACCAUGACAAAUAGAAGCAUGCCUGCCUCUCCUUCUCCUACUCCCGGUGCAUUGUUGAUGGGGGAUGCGUUCAACAUGCGCCACCCUUUGACUGGUGGGGGAAUGACUGUUGCUCUCUCGGACAUUGUUGUUUUAAGGGACCUUCUUAGGCCACUCCAUGAUCUCCAUGACUCAUCCGCACUAUGCAAAUACCUUGAAUCCUUUUACACUCUUCGUAAGCCGGUAGCAUCUACCAUAAACACAUUGGCUGGUGCCUUGUACAAAGUGUUUUGUGCCUCCCCUGACCCUGCAAGGAAAGAGAUGCGUGAUGCUUGUUUUGACUAUCUGAGUCUUGGUGGAAUUUGCACAAAUGGACCAGUAGCUCUGCUCUCUGGUCUCAACCCUCGUCCAUUGAGCUUGGUUCUCCAUUUUUUUGCUGUUGCUGUCUACGGUGUUGGACGCUUGUUGAUUCCAUUCCCUUCGCCACAACGAAUGUGGAUCGGCGCCAGACUGAUUUCGGGUGCAACAGGUAUAAUUUUUCCCAUUAUAAAGGCAGAAGGAGUCAGACAAAUGUUCUUUCCAAUUACUGUGCCAGCAUAUUACAUAGCUCCUCCUGUUCACUGAGGAAAUAUAAACACCAAAUUCAGAAGUGUAACAUGUAAAACCAGAGGUUGUCAUAGGUGUAAUUUACUUGUCACACAAGUUAGUUGUAGGAAUCAACAUUGGUUCUCCCUUUGCAAAAUGAAAAAUAAGGUGGGGAUCAAUGUUUCACUUGGGCCAAAAAAAUAUGCCCAUGAUUUUAUAUUUUAUUUAUCUUAAAAGUUUAUUGUAAGGACCUUAUAGAGAAUGGAUAUUUCACAACCCUUAACUAAAUGAAUCAAUAUAUGUCCUAUCAAAUUUUAUUUA